Phyllostomus discolor (pale spear-nosed bat) is the source of this 694-nucleotide messenger RNA. Its product is annotated as coiled-coil domain-containing protein 50. Gene Ontology annotation, molecular function: ubiquitin protein ligase binding. The transcript is spliced from 4 exons. The coding region runs from base 386 to 679 and encodes 97 amino acids. Gene Ontology annotation, cellular component: cytoplasm. Lineage: Eukaryota; Metazoa; Chordata; Mammalia; Chiroptera; Phyllostomidae. The record is from RefSeq and is a predicted model, not a curated record.
UCGCUAGCCAGCCACUUGCAAUUGCGGUUUCAGACCUGCAGCUCCCCUCCCCGCCCCUCCCCACCCAGGCCAGCCCGCCCUCCUUUCUGUCUCCUCUCUCCCUCCGUACUGGACGGCCCGAGCCCAUUUCCGGGCUCCGGAUAUUUGGUAUUGAUCAGGGCGGGGGGGCGCGGGAGCAGGUGGCUGCGGCGGGGCAGCUGGGCCGCCAGCCUGGUGUGCCGGAGCCGGUCUCCCUCUGCCUUUGUCGCCAGCCCUUGCCCGGCCCCUCUCCCUGCUCCGGUCCCGCGCUCGCUGCCGGCCGGAUUUGCGUCGGGCGCUGCUCCUGCUCCGUGCCGCCCUCGGCGGGGAAGCGGGUGGCCAGGGGCAGCCAGGACCCCGGCCCAUCAUGGCUGAAGUCAGCAUCGACCAGUCCAAGCUGCCUGGGGUCAAGGAAGUGUGUCGAGAUUUUGCUGUCCUAGAGGACCACACCCUGGCCCACAACCUGCAGGAACAAGAGAUUGAGCAUCAUUUGGCAUCAAACAUUCAGCGGAACCGUUUGGUCCAGCAUGACCUCCAGGUGGCAAAGCAGCUGCAAGAGGAAGAUCUGAGAGCUCAGGCUCAGCUUCAGAAGCGCUACAAAGACCUUGAACAACAAGACUGUGAAAUUGCUCAGGAAAUCCAGGAAAAAGCUGGCUAUUGAGGCAGAGAGACGACG